Messenger RNA from Coccinella septempunctata (seven-spotted ladybird), 3721 nucleotides. RefSeq names its product tubulin-specific chaperone D (gene TBCD). The transcript has 14 exons. The record is from RefSeq and is a predicted model, not a curated record. Gene Ontology annotation, molecular function: beta-tubulin binding; GTPase activator activity. NCBI's taxonomy places the organism in Eukaryota, Metazoa, Arthropoda, Insecta, Coleoptera, Coccinellidae. Gene Ontology annotation, biological process: post-chaperonin tubulin folding pathway; adherens junction assembly; tubulin complex assembly. Gene Ontology annotation, cellular component: lateral plasma membrane. The coding region runs from base 7 to 3627 and encodes 1206 amino acids.
UGUCAAAUGUCAAAUCCCCACAUGAAAAUAAACUUUUUCACGUACAAGUACAUAAAUACACCUAACUACUUAACAAAUUUUCCGAAAAUUUACCCAAUGGCAAGUACUGAAAAAAUGGAAAUUCACAAAGAAGAUGAACCUUAUGGUCUAGGCUGUGCUUUAGAAGCCUUCACUGAAAGAGACGAGGUGGAAAAAUUAAUAGAUAAUCUAAAGAAUGCUAUCAAUGAGGACCUUUCAUUUCGUGAAAGAUCUUAUGAAAAAUUUGCUUUCAUUUUGAGCCUUUACAGUGAGCAACCACAUCUUUUAGACAAGCAUAUUCCAGAAUUAUUGGAAAAAUUCAUAAAUAUAAUUCGGGAUACGAAUAAUAGUAUGGAAUUGAAGCAUAUGACAUUCAAAUAUUUAUUUGUUUUGGUGAAUGUGAGGGGUUACAAAGUAAUUGUAAACCAGCUACCCCAUGAAGUGGCUGAUUUUGAACCAGUUCUGCAGAUGUUAGAAGCUCAAGAUCCUAACGACUGUGACAACUGGACGACCAGGUAUACUUUACUGCUAUGGCUCUCAAUUAUAGUCCGAAUACCAUUUCAUAUGUCGAGAUUAGAUGGAAUAUUAGAUGGAAAUUCUGAUGAGAAAACUGUUAUGGGUCGGGUUUUGGAGUUGAUAAAAACAUAUUGUGUAGUAUCUGAUAAAUGUAGGGAUGCAGCAGCUCUUUUAGCUGCACGAUUCCUUUCCAGAUCUGAUGUGAAAUCUGUUCAUUUAACUUCGUUCUUAGAAUGGGCCAAAGAACUAGGUUCUCAAGAUACAUAUAAUAUUUUCCAAAAGCAUGGAAUUUUCGAAUGCAUAGCUAUUAUAUUGAAGCAUGGAAAAAGAGACGAUCUUCUACCUUAUGCAAGAGAUUUAUUACAAUGGAUAAUUUCUCCAAAAUUUAGAGAGAACACUGGUAGUAAUGUCAAUAAGUUGGUUUUUAAAAUAAUUCAGAGAAUCGGUCUGAUAUUCUUGGCUCCAAGACUUGCGAGUUGGAGAUAUAAGAGAGGUAAUCGUUCUUUGGCUACCAAUUUGAGCGCUGGAGAUGGUACCACUUCGAGCGAUGAUCCUAAGGUAAAGCAGACUGAGGAGGAUGAUGAUGAAGAAGCCAUUGUUCCUGAAGAAGUAGAAGAAGUGAUAGAUCAGCUUGUUCAAGGGCUGGCGAAUCAAGAUGGUAUUGUGAGGUGGAGCGCAGCUAAAGGUAUUGGUCGAGUCACUGGACGGUUGCCUAAGGAGUUAGCAGAUGAAGUUGUUGGUUCUGUCUUGCAACUUUUCAAUCCAAGAGAGGGAGAUGGUGCCUGGCAUGGGGGUUGCUUGGCAUUAGCUGAAUUGGGAAGAAGAGGAUUACUGCUUCCUCAGCGUUUACCAGAGGUGGUACCAGUAGUCAUAAAAGCUCUGGUGUACGAUGAACCAAGGGGAUAUUCGUCGGUGGGUUCCCAUAUUAGGGAUGCCGCCUGCUACGUCUGUUGGUCUUUUGCGAGAGCCUACGAUACAGAUGUAUUGAAGCCGUAUGUGAAUCAGAUUGCAUGUACUCUUAUUAUUGUAACCUGCUUCGAUAGAGAGAUAAACUGUAGGAGAGCGGCAUCUGCGGCUUUCCAAGAGAACGUAGGCAGACAAGGCACUUUUCCCCAUGGCAUAAACAUCUUGACCUGCGCCGAUUUCUUCGCGGUGAGCGUUCGGAACAACGCCUACCUCCAAAUAGCGCCCUACAUCGCUCAGUUCGAAGAGUACACGUUGUCGCUCAUCGAUCACCUGGUCGAAAAAAAGGUCGACCACUGGGACGUCGGGAUCAGAGAGUUGACCGCAAAAGCUCUGCAUAAUUUGACCGCUUCCGAUCCAAACCACAUGGUCCAGAAAGUUCUACCAGCCCUAUUUGCGCAGGCUUAUACUAUCAAUCUGAACGGUCGCCAUGGCGCUGUUAUAGCAAUCGGAGAAAUCGUACACGCCCUCUCCGUCAUAGCCAACGGAAAGAAAGCGAAGAUCGACACAUAUCUCAACGAUGAUCUAUUGGGCAAAUUGAGAGGCCUCAUCAGGAUAUUCAGGGAAAAAUUAUAUUUCAGGGGGAUGGGAGGGGAACUGAUGAAACAGGCGUGUUGCACCUUUAUCGAGAAAUGUUCCUUGUCUUCCCUUCCCUUUCACGGUGAAGAUGUUGUGGAUGAUUGGUUGUGCCUUGUCAACGAAUGUAUACCGUACAAUGUCGUUGCCAUAAGGAAUGGGGCUAUUAAAGCUUUGCCCAUUUUACUCGAUGAGUACUUCAGAGAUUCCUCUGCUGUAGCGAAGCAGGAAAAAUUGGUUGAAGAAUAUUUAAAGCAGCUUUCAAAUACGAGCGUCCAGGAAACCAGGAUGGGUCACGCGUUAGCCUUGGGUUUCUUGCCCAAAUUCAUGUUGAAAGAUAACCUGGAAUCCAUAAUAGAAGCUCUGAUAGAGGCUUCAAUGAUAACUCAGGCUACUUUGAAGUGGGCCGAGGCUAGAAGGGAUUGCGUCAGAGCGUUAUGCAACAUAGUUUUAACCUUGGGGGAAGAUUUGGAGAAAGAACUGCCUGAAAAAUUCGUAAACAACAUAUUCAACACUUUCCUAGAAGGCCUGAAAGACUACACUCAAGACAAAAGGGGCGACAUAGGGGCUUGGAUGCGAGAAGCUUCGAUGACAGGUUUACAAACUCUGAUCCUGUUUUUAACCAACCAACGUUCCAAAUAUCUAAAGCCAGAUAUGGUGGUGAAAUCCUUGUCGAAUAUAAGCCAGCAAGCUGUCGAGAAGAUCGACAGAACUAGGGCUCUGGCCGGAAGGGUAUUCUACAGUUUCAUUCAUAACGAUAACCCGGUCCCUUAUGUACCACACCACGCAGAACUAAUCAGUAUAUUCCCGAAAGAGCAAUGCGACGAUCUCAACUGGAAUUCUGCAAAUUUCACCUUCCCAAAGUUCGUUCAACUUUUGCAAUUUCCCGAUUUCACCUACAACAUUCUGUUGGGUCUAAUUUGUAGCGUGGGAGGUCUGACGGAAACCUUGGUAAAAUAUUCUGCUUCGUCGCUCUUCGCGUAUCUGGAUUCGGAGAAAAAACUCAAGGGGGAUGCUGAGAUGAGGAGGAUUUGCGAGGUUAUUCAUCAAAUCUUCGUGGAUUAUCACAAGAACGAUAGGAUAACUGUACCCAUGUUCAAGUUUUUGGACAAAGUUUUCGAUUCUGGUUGCCUGGAGUGCGUUCUACAGGAUAAGGAGUCCGAUUUUGCCCCGCAGAUACUGAAACUGAUCCAGGCGGAAAUAGCAGGCUGCAAGGAUAUAUACAAACUUAUUGAUGGGGUCAACACUCUAUGCCAAUUCAUUCAGAUAAAGAGUGAGGUUUGUGAGAAGACCUUGAUACAGUUGAGCAUAAUGCUUUGUCAUCGCCAUUCCUAUAUCAGGAGGUCGACAGCAACACGAUUGUACGAAUCUCUCCUCGUAAACGGUGACGCAAGUACAAUAAAUCCAGACAAUAUGGAUCAGAUACUGCAACUAUUGGGCGACACGAAUUGGGAGGAGCCAGUGGAAGUCGUCAAACCAAUCAGAAACGAACUGUGUAAAUUGAUGGGCGUUAGGGUACCGACACCUAAAGCGAAACCUGUCCAAGGGAAAUGAAUUCUUAUACACGUUUCUUAUUAUGAGCUUUAUUUGAAUACUGUUAUAAUUGAUUUUCUAAUUUUGUAUUAACUCAAUAAAAAUAAUAAUUUUU